AUGGCCGACACAAUGGGAACGCCUGCAAAGGGCAUCAAGAAGAAGAAGGCGUUCGCAUUCCUCAAGUCAGGUCCCAAGUCAAGCCCAAGCUCCGAUGCAGACGGAGGGCAAUCCGGCGGCGGGAAAUCUGGCAACGAAGCAGGCGAGGACGACGAUGGCCUCGACUUAUUCAGGCGAUCCCGCGACUUCUUCCCUAUCGUGGUGCAAGAGCAGGUGCGCCCGCAGGUCUCACCAGAUGAAGUAGAAGACCACGAUCGACUUUCUCAAGCAAGCACUCAAUCCCCGUCGCCUCCAUCUUCCAAGCGACGCAAGCUCUCGUCGCCCAUGCGCACGACCGACUUUAAGGACACCGAAGACGACCUGUACGGGCCACCAACGCCUCCGCGUCGCUCCACAAAGUCAAUUUCAACAUCUCCACAGAAGCCACGCACGAUGCGGUCAACGCCGUCGCCAGCUCAGAGCAAGGGAAAGGGAAGCGUGCAACCGGUGCAAGGUGACAUUCUGCUUACACCCACAAGAUCGAGCUCCAACCAGCCAUGCGCCAAUGAGGUGAUCUCCCUGGUCGAUGAGGAGGAUGAUGCCUUUGAGAAGCUUCCUCCAUCCAGGCGUGCCACAUCUGCAGCGACGACCAGCACGAGAACAAUCAGGGACGCUUCAGUAACUCGGGAUGAGGAGACGCCAAGUUUUGUUUCAAUCACAAUUGAUGACGACGAUGACGACUUGUUCGAGAACUCUUCGAACACUGCAGACAAGGAUGACCCAUUUGCACAUUUCGUUGUGCGUGCCAGGGAGCGCGAGGAUGCCGCCAAGGCUGAGGCGGCCGCAGCAGCGGCAUCCAGAGCUGAGUGCCAACCCGCAACCCCAGAUGGCGCGCCAAAGAGGGAGCCCAUGAUUGAGGUCGAGAUUUUUGUUCAAUCACGCAUGGCGAGGUUCCCUGAUGUCGGUCCCUUUGGCGCGAAGCGUGGCAUGAGCCAGAACCUGGGAGUCAUUCGCCGGUUCUUCAUAAUGUGGCUGCAGAAGGGUGGUCAUGCAAUCUCUGAAGAGGACGAGGCAAACACCUUUCUCACCUGGAAGCGCCGCAAGAUCUACGACGUGUCCACGGGCGUCAGUUUGGGGUGGAAACUGCCAGCCGCCGAGAACUCGAGAUCGUCCUCAACCCCUGGAUUCAUGAAGGGAGGUGUCCUUCUCGAGGCGUGGACUCAGGAGGAUUAUGACAGGUGGCUUGCUGAGGAGGAGAAGCAGAGGAUGGUGAAACGCGGGGAUCUGGUCGAGGAUGUAUCCGACGAGGAAUUUGCCGAGGAGCCGGACGAGAGGGACACAAAAAUUCGAAUUUCCAUCAAGGAGAAGGAUCAAGAGCCGUUCAAAUUGACAGUCUACGCCGACAUGCAGAUCCGCCUUCUCAUUCCUGCGAUUCGGAAGAUGAGGAAAAUCCCCAAUGACCGAGAGAUCAAGCUUAGAUUCGAGGGCGAGUGGUUAGAGGGAGACGGGACAGUUGAAGAGGCUGACAUUGAGGACCUCUGUACCGUUGAGAUGUAUCUGAGGUAA
This is a messenger RNA of Diaporthe batatas, 1545 nucleotides long. RefSeq lists its product as uncharacterized. The transcript has a single exon. The record is from RefSeq and is a predicted model, not a curated record. Gene Ontology annotation, molecular function: protein binding. NCBI's taxonomy places the organism in Eukaryota, Fungi, Ascomycota, Sordariomycetes, Diaporthales, Diaporthaceae. The coding region runs from base 1 to 1545 and encodes 514 amino acids.